Poeciliopsis prolifica (blackstripe livebearer) is the source of this 5611-nucleotide messenger RNA. It is a transcript of the gene crk, whose product is annotated as v-crk avian sarcoma virus CT10 oncogene homolog. Lineage: Eukaryota; Metazoa; Chordata; Actinopteri; Cyprinodontiformes; Poeciliidae. Gene Ontology annotation, molecular function: protein binding. The record is from RefSeq and is a predicted model, not a curated record. Bases 328 to 1248 code for a protein of 306 amino acids. The transcript is spliced from 3 exons.
UUUUGUUUUCCCGUAUCCGCCAUUUCAGUUUUUGAAGUUAGUUGUCAUCAGCGGCUGGUUUGUAGCAACGUUCGUGCCUCUGACACAAGCUGUAUGAUUGGUAGACCAGCAGGCUGACCACAGACCACACCGGAGGUAUUUUUACAGCGCGGUUUUCCUCCAGUAUUUGCGGAUUGGAGCCCACACGGCCAGCUGCGGAUGUCGCCCGUUUACUGAACGUGCUCUCGGCGCUAAAGUUUUUUGUAUGAGUUGAAGGCUCCGCUUGUGGAUAACAGGAGGGAGAGCAGGGAAGGCCACGGGUAAAGCCUCGGCUUUGUGUUGGUGAUCAUGGCCGGAAGAUUUGACGCGUCGGACCGCGAGAGCUGGUACUGGGGCCGCUUGACCAGAGCGGAGACUGUGUGUAUGCUGCAGGGGCAGCGGCACGGCGUGUUUCUGGUCCGGGACUCCAUCACCAGCCCCGGCGACUACGUGCUGUCGGUGUCGGAGAACUCCAGAGUCUCGCAUUAUAUAAUUAACACGAACAGCCGAAAGCCCGAGCCAGGUUCGCCUCCCCACAAGUUUCGUAUUGGUGACCAGGAGUUUGAGUCUCUUCCUGCUCUGCUCGAGUUCUACAAAAUCCACUACUUGGACACCACCACCUUGAUAGGUCCCAUGAACAAGUCCAAAAAUCCCCGCUCCGCCCGAGGCGUGGCCAAACCUCCGGCACGCUUGGAAGAUGAGUACGUCCGGGGGCUUUUCGACUUCCCUGGCAACGACGAGGAGGAUCUCCCAUUUCGGAUGGGGGACAUCCUCAGAGUACUGGAGAAGCCUGAGGAGCAGUGGUGGAACGCCCAGAACUCUGAAGGAAAAACGGGGAUGAUUCCAGUCCCGUACGUGGAGCAGUUCAGACCGGCGUCUCCGAGCGCGGUGGCCGGGGCCGGCGUGCCUGCGGUGCCGCCUGCAGGGAACUCAGACAACUCUGCAGCUCAGUCCGGCGCUCCGUUGACAGGAGACCCCAGCCAGUAUGCCCAGCCCACUCCCCUGCCGAAUCUCCAGAACGGACCAGUCUAUGCCAGGGCCAUUCAGAAGAGGGUGCCCAAUGCCUACGACAAGACCGCCCUGGCCUUGGAGGUGGGCGACAUGGUGAAGGUGACCAAAAUAAACGUGAACGGCCAGUGGGAGGGCGAAUGUAAAGGCAAGCAUGGCCACUUUCCUUUCACGCACGUGAAGCUGCUGGACCAGCACAGCGCCGAGGACGAACUGAGCUGAGGGCGGACCGCCACGCUACCACCUGGACACUAGUACUAGACCCUUCCUCACCUCUCUUUUUCUCAACCUCCUCCCUCUCCACCCAUCCUGCUCACUCCCCCCACCCUCCUCUUCCUCCCUGAGCUUUUAGCCACACCAAGUACAGUUUCUGGGAAUCGCGAAGAACAAAGCAGGCCCUCGUCGGACCCCCUCCACCCUCACGUGAUCCGUUUCUACUUGUAUUAAUAAUCACCUCCUGUUCCUCGUCGUCCUUCCUGCUCUCCCAGACUGCAACACAGAAGAUGAACCUGCCUCCGCUGCUCCACGGACUCGGCGACCGCUCCCUGUAAUUCGUUCCUGCCGUGGACGGCUUAUCGACGCUCGCUCCUAAGGAGACUCCUUGACGUAGCGUUCAACCACUUCCUCUUCCUGUGUGGAAACCAGUAAUGGCUGCUGUCAUUUUUUUAUUUUUUAUCUUCCACUAAGGAUCACUCAGGCUGCAUUCAUGCCAGAUGGGAAAACAGAACGUUUGCUCUAAUAACAACUGGUUUCCAUGAGUCCUCAAAGAUUUUAGUGAUUUAAUGUAAUUUUUGACAUCCAAAUCCUCAUGUAUUGAAAUAAGGAGAAAUUAUUUUAGUUCUCUUGUUGCAUCUUCAGCAUCCAUGUGAAGAUGGAACUUCAGGAGACAGAUUUUAGGUGUCAGUUCCCCAUUCCCGUCUCAAUUUUAAACCUAUUUUUAAAAAGUCCUUUUAAUCUAAAUAUGCUCACAGUUCCAAUGUUAUCUUUCCAGCUUCAUUUGUGUGAACUCAGAUUUCCUCAUGAAGUUUUUUGAAGUAGAGAUUCACCAAUCUUGAUUUUAAAAAACUUCACCUGCUGGUACCAACUUUAGCUGAUUCUAGCUUCUCUUUAGCAACUUUAAGAAUAAAAACAGGAUGUAUUUCUGUUCAGGCUGCCAUUUUCAUUAGAAAUAAUAUUAGGAGAAGAGAUGACGUCAUGUCAUUCACUGGAAAACGGUUUUACAAGAGAAACCGAUGAUAGUUGACGUAUUGAGCUGCCUUUAGCUCAGCUAGCUUGACAAGAACAACUGUCUCAGUAUGUAUUACACUGAGUUUUUCUAAAUUCUCAGUGUAAAAAUGUAGUGAUCAGUUUAUACAUUUUCCUUACCAGUAUAUUUUUUAAGUUGCACGGCACUUUGAGCUGCUUUUAGUUUGAAGAGUGCUUUAUAAUUAAAAUUUAUUGAUGGAUCGGUUGAAAAGUCUGCAGUGGUAGUAUUUCUCUUUUGACUUUGGCUAAAGACCAUGAGCCAUUUCUUCUUCUAGCGUGAGAAUCGCACGUUUGUUUUGGUUGUACUUACCCAGAAUGCCCUGUGCACUUCUUGUGUUUGUGCGGUCUCCGGUCCGCUUCCAUUCACAUUAUGAAUUCAAAUCUCGUCAGACUUCACUUCAGCCAAACUGAGACCUACGUUUUUAGCCAGAACAGAGUUUGCUUUUUUGGCCCGCAUCAGAGUGACUGACUGUGCAUUCACACCUCCGCAAACCAAUCGGACUUCUAGGCAAACAAAUUAGAGUUUGAUUAAAGCGGACUAAACAGGGCUGGUAUAAAAAUGACAUUGCGUCUAUAGAAGCAUCCACCCCAAAGAUUGGUGAUUUUUCAGUAUGGAAACCAUCGUCAGUCAGUUCUGUUUGUCAGCUGAUUUCUCGAUACUUCUCUACUUUAAAUUUGCAUUAAUUCUGAUGAAAACGAACGGAAACCUGAGGCGUUUUCUGUUUCAUUGUUGAAGGACUCCUUCCUUUACUGGCCAUGAAUGCAGCAAUAUCCUGCGUGAACCCCUGACUUUGAAGGACUGAAGCAGCAGGGCUCAUGUUCAGCAGCAAACCGUUUCCAAAAAGACAUGAAGGCGUAGAACUCUCGGUUAAAUGGAGUAUCGAACACUCAAGUUCAAACCAGCAGCUACAGUAAGAGCAACUGGAUGUAGUCGCAAAGGAGAAACCGCGAGACUGUUGACGAGGUGGGGAUAAAGGCAACACUACAUUCUCUCUCACCUGAACCUUGCUCCACCGAUCACCUCCAACCACGCACCACCAAGUAGUCCUUUGUAGGAUUCAUAGAACAUAUUGUUAUGGAAUGAUGUAACUGUGGUUCUCAUUUCAUGCUGAGUAUUGUUUAUAUCUUACUAGUUGUCUUCAUAGCUGCUUUGAUUUUAACAUUGGGAGGGCACUACAUCUCUGUGGUAGAGGAACUGACCGACCCUCGCAUGUUCUCACUCUGCCUCUGAUGGACACAAUUGAAGUAAAACAGACUGAAUGUAGGAGGCUGCCAGCCACUCUAGUUAGAACCGUCUUAUCAUGUUAGCGUUCUGCAUUCAGCCCACUGAAUUUACCCUACUAAAGCUGACGGCGGUGUGUCCACGUCUCGUCGUGUGUGUCAAAGGAAGGAGAAAGUGGUGUUAUUUGGUACCUGUCCUUCUUGUUUUAAAGCCUUCUGUGAACUUCUUGAGCAAGUUAGUUCUUUUUUUUAUUAUUUUAUUAGUUUCUGUUUUGCUCUUCCUCAUUUAAAAGUUCUGUUUAGUUGCAAAGCACAGGCCCAAGCAUCUUUUUAUUGUUUUACCUCUUCCUUUUCACAGUUUCUUUGAGGUUUGUAGUUCAUGAUGUUUUUUGCCCCUUUAGGAAGGUGUUUUGUUGUGACAAUCAUCAGCGCUACUAUUUAUCAUGACGCAGACUUGUGAACAAAAGCUGAAAACCUUUAAGCGUGACCUGUGGGAACUCAUCCUCUCCUCUUCUCUGUUGUGGUGCAGCAGCCACCUGCAGAUGGCGUUGCAGCAACAUUUGGACAGAUGGGACCAUGUUCUGCAUGUCCUGAUGACAGUGAAGGGGUGGAGGGAUUCCUCUGGUAAAGAUGUGUACAAUACCUCAGAAUGCUUUCUACUCCCAAACCUUUAAUUUCAGUGUAUUUACUGAGUGGCGAGAGAAAUUCGAUGGUAUCAAGUCUGAAUGGGCAUUUUUAGUUAGUAAUGUAAGAUGAACAUGGAAGACAGUUAGUUUUUGUUAAUGUCUCAUGUUUUUAAUCAUAAUCCUGUGUGUAACGGUUUUGUUGUUAGUCUCCCAUCAGAAACCAACAAGCUUUCAUUUAAUAAUUUGGAAAUUCACCAAAAAAGGAUUAUUGUGGAUGAAAAUCAGCCUGAUAGCAUCACAGAUCCACUGCUGUACUUUUGUUGUGUGUUUUCCACACCCGUUAAAGAAAAUCCCACACUAGGGCUGAAGCAAUGAAUCAAUUAUUCAAAUUAUUGUCAGCUAAUUUAGUAAGCGAGUAAUUAACUGGAGCAUACAGACUCAAAAAAUACCAUUUUGCUGAAAGAACACUGAGCAGUAAUUAAGCCACAACUGAACCAAAAUGUAUACAAUUUGAGUUUGAAGAUUAAAAAAAAUUCAAUUGUCUGAAACAAAUGUUCUACCUAUAAUUCCUCAAUUUUUAGAAUCUGAAAAGAAAACCUCACCUAUUAACCACCUUUUGGAGUUAUUUUAAUCAAUUAAUCCAAAAAUAAUCAGUUUGACAUUUUAAGCUAAAAAUCCCUCUUAUUUGAAAUAUGAAUUUAAUUGUUUAUUUCAUCCACAAACAUCUAGCAUUUGCUAUGGAAACACAAGAUGCCACUGAAGACGGUUUAAGGUUCUUAAGUUUCAUUUCGUUUUGAAGGGAUUUUCGGGAGUGGCUUUGUUAAGAGGAGAACCUCCUCCCCGACUAAAUGAAUGCACUCAAGUUAAAGGCUGUUAUUUGUUCUAAUUACUUCAGAGCGAUCUUGUGCUGCUUCAAAAACGCUGGGUUUAUUUUAAGGCUUUUUACACAUCUUUAUCAGGGGUGCUAAUAAAUGUUCACGCCUCUCUAAAUGCACCGUUUGUAUUAUGAUGCUAUCUGUCUUCAGGUGGCCCCAGACAUCUCUCUGACCUAAUUUUCUAUCCUGCCUUCAUUUAUUUGUCUUUUCUGUUUUUUUUUUCUGCUCUUGUAAUAUUGUAGUGACUCAGAGGAGAAACCUUUAUUUACUGCCAGCUUUUAAUACAGUCCAUUUAUCUGUGUGUGGUUCUGAUCAAAUCCGCCUUGUUUCUCUGACUCUGCGUACAGCAGGUGCUCUGCCACAUAACUCAUCGUCUAAAUUGUGUUGCCAAUGAAACCACCAAGAAGUAUUUUUUUAGUAGCCCUGCAUGAAGUCAUUCAUUUCCUUUCAGAAGAAGGAAGGAGGUGGCAGAGUGCCAGUGGAAACUGUGUAAUAUCGAAAUGUGCCAUUUUAUUAUAACACUAUAUUCUUUCAAGACAAUUGAAAUUACCUUUUUAUUUUCAGUAGCAUGUAAUGUGUUAAUAUACUAGUAAAUAAAGUCAAACCUAUGAAAAAUGA